ACCUGACUUCCUGGAUCUGUGCAGUCAGAACACAAGCGGGGCAAAUUCCUCAAGCUGCAUUCGCUGUCACGCCGAACUAGGAAAUUCAAGGUUUCAUGGUAUCACGUUUGAACUACACAUAGACAACUUGUUUAUUGGGGUUGCUGAUUAUUGGGAGCCGGGAUGGACUCAAAGUCUCUCAGAUUUCCCUUUUGCCUAUCUCCUUCGCCAUACACUUCAACUCCCAGAGCGUCCUCGACGUCACUGGGUUCCAGCGGCUUGUACAGGCGGGACACUCUGCCUCAUCACGAUCGCUUUCCGAGAGCAUCAUCCACAUACAAAGCAGAUAUGGACCAAAAGAGUUCUCACUUCAUGAGCUCGUCGAGAGACCACAACAAUUCUGACUCCCGCAGCAGCAGCAGCAGCAGCAGAUGGAAGUUGCAAUCCUCUCUCACAUCUUCCAGCCGAUCUUACGAGCAUCCAUGGGCAGAAUCUUCAUUCAGCAGCAGGACUAAACUGACUGACUCUGAGGGCAGGUUUGGCCACUCCAGUCUGUUGACCAGCACUGAUGAUGGUGACAAUAAGAGAGCCAAAUUGACCUACAGCAACAGAGGGCUGUACUCAAAAACGCCCAGUACCUCACCUACAGGAUCCACCUACUCCAGUAGUGGACUUAAUAAUACCAGAGCAGGCGUUAAAGAAAAACACAGUGAGCCAUUGGAGCCGUCAUGGAGCUCGAGCCGUUUUCUGUCGCGGUCUUCACCUUUCGGCUCAAAGCCACUGGCGUCCAGCAGAGAAGCAGAGACUCAGAACGAGCUUGAGCUGCGAGAAAGAAGGACGAGAUUCCAGGAACUGACGUCUUUGUAUAAGACAGACCGUCUGACAUCCACAUACGCUCAAGGAGCCCGUCCCAAAGACAAGGUUUACUCCCCUUGUUCCUUCACUGCUGUGCGAGAAAGCUCCCCAGGUGGUAAUGUCGCAUCCACCUCCACCUCCUUCGCCAAUCGCUUCUCCGUGGCACGUGACUACAACAACAGACCCUCGUCACGCUUGUUAAAUGCCUCAUCCCGCCGUGCCUCAUCUCAGGAACAGCCUUCCUCCCUCAGACCGGAAGCCCUGCUACCUCCGAGACCUGCCCCCGAAGGCGGUGAACCCCAAGGACGUACCUCCACGCGGCACCUUUUAUCUCGCCUCUUCUCAUCCAGCCCCCAAAACUCCUCUUCCUCCUUCUCUAGCAGCCUGUCCAGCAACCGCUCGUUGGAUGACGACAGCCUUUCUCUGGACAGCGAUGAGGGUGCCAGGAUGUCUGUGAAUGCGGAGCCGGCCUCCCGCAGGUGGCAGGCGAACACCCCCGGCACUAGGCAGCGCAGGGCAGACCCCUCUCCGAUUUGGGAGAACAAAGACCGUGGAGUUGCUGGACCCAGGGUGCCGUUGCCCCGAGAGCCUGAAGUAGAGAGCAGUGAGCUUGCCAGCGGCGGAAACUCCUCCUGGCUUUCUUCCUCACUGCAGAGCCGCUGCCCUCCUCUCCUCUCUCGUCUUCGGAGACACGCACGGGGUGAGAGCGCACACUCAUCUGCCAGCCUUAGCCGUCCUCAACACUUGCUGAGAAGAUGGGAUGACCUCGAACUGAGAGCGCCUCAAGAUCACGACGAGGACGAUGACGAAGAGCAAGGGGCGGUCGGUUUGAAUCUGUUUGGGGCGGCAUGUCCUCGCAGGCAAGAGGAAGACAAGUUACCCCAAAUGGAGGAAACCUUAGUGGGCUUGGCGCAGCGCCGCAGGGGCCCUCCACUUCAAAACAAGUCCACUGGGCCACAAGUUGCUGCUGAGACGGCGCUGGACGGCACAAGGAGCAAACAAGAGAAGCUCCGCAUUAUUAAGGAGAGACUACUGCUGGAAGAUUCCGACGAGGACGAAGGAGACUUGUGCCGAAUCUGCCAGAUGGGAGAGGAGUCGACAUCAAACCCCUUGAUUCAACCUUGCCGAUGCACUGGAAGUCUGCAGUACGUCCACCAGGACUGCAUCAAGAGAUGGCUGUGCUCCAAAAUUGGCUCCGGCACGGACCUAGCGGCCAUCACAAAUUGUGAACUCUGCAAGGAAAAGUUGCGCUUGAACAUCGCCAACUUUGACAUCCAGCAGCUGUACAGAACACACGCGCAGUCAGAAUAUGACCACUUCAUCAGCAGUGGUCUCUAUCUGGUGGUCCUGUUGCAUUUUUUUGAACAGAGGUUCUCUGAUGUCCUGGGAGCAGUUGAUGCAGCUGGGUUGUUUAACCUGGUGAGAAUUCUUCCAGAACACAUGGACAACCUUGAAAAUCCUACCGAGGAAAGUGACAGCGAGGAGGAAGACGGCCGACCUUCUAUAGAGUUCUCCGACCUGGACGACGAUCUUGACGAGGAAUACUGAUCACGAUAAUGAUCAGGUCGCGACGUAAAGAAAGCCGUUUGUGCAUUUCAUUCCAUAUCCUUGAUAUCAUCACUGGCGGGCACGAUUAUACAGUAGUGGGGGGAAAAAAUUAACUAGUAAGAUAGUCCCUCUACGAGUGCACUGAAUUGUCCUACUAGUGAGGACAAAGGUCGUACAGUACUAGUACAAGGACCUUAAGACGGAUAUCAAGGACAUGGAAUAAAUGCUUCGCACGUUUUGGCUUUGAUCACCCACUCUGCAAACAUUUGACUUUUGAUUUACACGUAUGCAAACUUGAACUAAAUUGGUGUGAAAGAUAUUGCUUAACCACAUUGAUUUGGUUUUUAAUGCGAGUGCGCUUUAUUCAGUAUAAUUAAAUACAAAUGCAACCACAAGUGCUUUUGUUGAAAGUGUUUAAUGGAGUAGUGAAAAAAGUGGAUGAUUUGUCAAUUACUCCUCUUUUUUCCAUUUUGGUCUGCUUUUCCUUUUGUGUGCAUGGGUGUCUAGCUCAUUGUCUUCAUUUCAAUGAUCAAAUAUGUUUCAUGAGUAAACUGAGUUUGUGUUGCAUUAUGGAAAUAAAGAUAAUUUUAAAAAGCUUAA
Phycodurus eques (leafy seadragon) is the source of this 2982-nucleotide messenger RNA. RefSeq names its product membrane-associated ring finger (C3HC4) 7 (gene marchf7). Lineage: Eukaryota; Metazoa; Chordata; Actinopteri; Syngnathiformes; Syngnathidae. Gene Ontology annotation, molecular function: zinc ion binding. The record is from RefSeq and is a predicted model, not a curated record. The transcript has 12 exons. The coding region runs from base 163 to 2382 and encodes 739 amino acids.